UUUCGGCCAAUUCAAGUCGAAGUCACCUGCCUAUGGAGCAUCUGCGGCGCCUUGCUAACCUUGCGUUUAGCUUGCGUUGCGUGGAUGAGACCUUUUAUCCAGUUUCUGUGCGCCCGAUUACGAAAUAGAUUUUACCACUUAAAGAGUUAGCCAUCGCAGCAGUUCGCAGAACUCGUGGACAGCGUCAUCGGGUGGUGCGAGUAGCCGUUGAGCUUUCAGCGGAAGUGUAGCUGACGCUGAACCGCGACCAUGGAUUCUCUAAUGCAAACAAACCUCUACGAACUCCUGCAGAUCGCAGUCGGCGCUGACGAGAAAGAGAUCAAGAGUGCGUACCGAAAGAAGGCGCUGACAUGCCACCCGGACAAGAAUCCCGACAACCCCCGAGCAGCCGAACUCUUUCAACAGUUGUCCCGUGCCUUGGAGGUGCUCACCGAUCCGGCGGCGCGGAGUGCGUACGAUGCUGUGCUCAAGGCUCGCGAAGCGGCCAAGAUUCGGCACCAGGGGCUGGACGCCAAGCGGCGCAAGCUCAAGGAAGAACUGGAGGCCCGCGAAGGGCCGGGGCAGGAAGCAGCGGCGGCGGCAACGGCUCAGCAACGACUCAAGAAAGAAGUGGAGAGACUACGUCGCGAGGGCUCUCGGCAGCUGGCUGAAGAACGGGAGCUGCUGCAACGCCAAAUGGCCAAGCAACAGGCACAACAGACGCAGCCGCGGGAGCAACAGCAGGCAGAUUUGACAAGGGUGAAGGUCCGUUGGAAGCAGCAGCCCGGGCUUAGGGGCUACACCGAGACAAGCCUGCGGCAGCGGCUUUCUCAGUAUGGAGCCAUCUGCUGCCUGGUGUUUCGCAAUGGAUCGGCUCUUGUCGAGUUCGAGCGACCAACCGCAGCCCGCCUGGCAUCCCAGCUCGAACAAGGGAGCCCAGACGAAGGCCCACUGACUGUUCGCAUGUUGGGCGAUGCAAGAGGCGGCGAGAGUACACCGCCUGCACCAGCGCCGCAGCCGACGCUAACACCGCACGAUGACGAUGACUACGAAGACCUGGUGCUAAAAAAGCUGCAGCAGGCUGCUGCCGCUUCGCAGCCAUCAUAAAUGCAGUUGCACUUGUGCGCAUCUGUUGGACUGUGCUUCAGCACAACACAUGCUCCAGAGGGCCUGGUGCCUUGCAUGAACUUCCUGCAAGCAGCCCCUUGAAAUGGGUGUGUGGUGCCAGAUGCUCAGUUAAGUGUACUAUGGAGACUGUGCUCAUGCAUAUUGCACCAACGAUCUCGAUCUUCUGUGACGUGAAUGUGCCCUGGUGACCUUUUAGGCCUACUGAUGGACUGUCAUCGUGGCGAUAAGUUUUCUUUGAAAUAAAUACACCUGUGGCCUA
This is a messenger RNA of Dermacentor silvarum, 1366 nucleotides long. RefSeq names its product dnaJ homolog subfamily C member 17. Gene Ontology annotation, cellular component: spliceosomal complex. The coding region runs from base 250 to 1086 and encodes 278 amino acids. Gene Ontology annotation, molecular function: nucleic acid binding. NCBI's taxonomy places the organism in Eukaryota, Metazoa, Arthropoda, Arachnida, Ixodida, Ixodidae. Gene Ontology annotation, biological process: spliceosomal complex disassembly. The transcript has 6 exons. The record is from RefSeq and is a predicted model, not a curated record.